This is a messenger RNA of Leptopilina boulardi, 5038 nucleotides long. RefSeq names its product poly [ADP-ribose] polymerase tankyrase-2-like (gene Atac3). Lineage: Eukaryota; Metazoa; Arthropoda; Insecta; Hymenoptera; Figitidae. Gene Ontology annotation, molecular function: protein binding; transcription cis-regulatory region binding. Gene Ontology annotation, cellular component: nucleus. Bases 405 to 1958 code for a protein of 517 amino acids. The transcript has 8 exons. Gene Ontology annotation, biological process: positive regulation of transcription by RNA polymerase II. The record is from RefSeq and is a predicted model, not a curated record.
ACAAUAAAAUACCUUUCCCCUCCGCCCUUCAUAAUUUUUUUUUUUUUUUUUGACUUUAUUAUCAUUAAACAAAACAAAAACAAUAACUACCUUUCAUUUUCAUUCAAUAGAUGAAAAUUUGACAAAAAAUUGAAAAAAAAAAAUUCUAAUAAAAUGUAAUUUAAAAUGAAAUAUGGAAGAGAAAAUGCGCGUGAACUAUGGCGCCAAUAAGGACGCCAUUUUUCAUGAAAGUGUGUCGUGUCUUGGUUAAAUCAAGUUGAACUGUGGUGGCAGACGUGAAUUUUUUUUUACCGUGAUUUUCAUUGUGUUAAAAUUAAUUGUAAAAUAAUCACUAAAUAAUAGAAAUAAUGCAUUCCUCAGUGCAUUGGAAAAUAGGCUGAAAGAUUGUGAAAAAGUAAAUAAAAAUGCAAGCUGAAACUAUUUGUACACAAGAUAUCGAUGGAUUUGAAGCUGAAACAUUCAUUCCAGAGGAAAAUUAUAUUCUAUCGUGUGAUAUUAUACAGCGAAAUAGAUCUCAGGAUGCUUUGUCCAUAGUUGAAUUGGGAAAGCAACUUCUUGAAUGUGCAAGAAAUGGAGCCACAGAUUUGGUUAGAGAUCUUAUGUGUCGAGGGGCACCAUUUACCACCGAUGGGCUGGGAACGAGUGCAUUACAUUUGGCGGCUCAAAAAAAUCAUACCGAAACUGCUGAGGUUUUACUUAGAGCAGGGAUAUCGAGAGAUGCAAGAACUAAAGUUGAUCGUACUCCUCUACAUUUGGCUGCAUAUGAGGGUCAUCAUCAAAUGGCACAAUUGCUUCUUAAAUAUGGAGCUGAUGUCGAUAGUCGCGAUAUGUUAAAAAUGACUCCACUACAUUGGGCAGUGGAAAAACAAAAUUUAGAAGUGAUUCACGUAUUAUUGGAUAACGGUGCUGAUACAAAUGCAAACAGUAAAUUUAAUAAAACGCCAAUAAGUAUUGCAUUGGAGAAAGAUAGACUCGAUUUAGUUGAUCUUUUACAACAGGAGAGAAUUCAUACAUUUCAUGGACAAUCUUGUGCCGUUGAACUUGAAGUUGCAACACAAAAUUUAGUUGAUCUUGAAUCCGAAAGGCAAAAGGAGCAUCAUAAUGUUAAAUUUCAAAUUCCCGAAUCUCUACCCAAGCGCAAAUCGAAUUCUGCCAAAAAGGAGAGAGUAAUUUUCCGUCAAGUUCCAAUUUCAUCAGCGAGCGAUGAUGAUCAUGAAUUUGAUUUGACUAAUAUUACAAAUAUGAAUAAUAACGCAACACCGGGAAAUAGUAAAAAGCACAAAGAUUUGGAAAGUAUGGAAAUUGAUCAACCAUUAAGAUUACUGCAAGCUCAUGGACUUGCAAUGAUGAUGGAUAAUGAUACAAUUGUUGAAAAUGCAAUGGAAAGUGGACAAACAGUCGUUCUUACUGAAGCAGGAAAAUUGGCGUUAAAUUUAACAAGAACACCACCAAUGAGCAUAAAACGAUUACAAGUAGGUGCUAAAAAAGGUGGAUCAAAAAAAUUAAUUGCUAUAAGAGCUGAUCAAUUUUUAGCUCAUAAUCAAUCUAGUAUUACUGCUAGAGCGCCUAAUAUUUUAAAAAGAAAUGAUUCUAAAUCAGGAAAAUUAUUUAUUAAUUCAGUUUCUAAUACAAUGGUAAAUUGUCCACCGCUCACAUCAACAACAAAAAAUUCCACACCUAAGCAAAAAACAAAAACAUCACCAAUAAAAGUGCCAGAAUCAGUGAUAUUACAAUUAGAUGACGAAAUUGAAGAAACAGAUGAUGAUGAAGAUGAUGAUAAUGAUUUGAUUUAUAAUUCAGAACCAAUAACAACCGAUGUUGCCGAGCUUAGUAGACAAUUAGCUGAAGCAAGAAGGGAAAUAGAAGUGUACAAAAAGAGAUUUCAAAAAAAAGUCGAGGAAGCCGAAGUUUAUAAGCAGCAGAUAAAAAAUUUUACAUCUCAAAAGGCGAAUCAGUAAAUUUAAAAUUUUAUUACAUAAUUUGCAAAACAAAAAAAAAAAAAAAAGAAAAAAAAAUAGUCAGCUUUCAUUCAUUCGUCAAUAAAAUGAGGACAAAAAAAUUAUCUUCAUUUUACCGCAUAUUUAAAAUAAAAACAAAAAAAAAAUGGGGGCCUAUUAUCCCAUAAAAAUUGGUAAGAAUUUUUAUUUAAAAAAUUCUAAUUACUUUUACAGGAUAAUUAUUCGCUCGAUUAUAAUUUUGUCAAUUGUCUUCAUUUUUUUUUUAAAUCUAACAUUAAAUAAACUAAUUGGAAAAAUUAAAAUUUAAUUAGAAAAUAAUAAAUAAGUUAAUAAAUUUUGUUUUAAUUUUAAUUUUUCUAGAUUAGAAACCCCUUUUUUUACAUAAACGACUGACGGCUGACUUGUUCAAUAAAAAAAAGUGCGCGUACUAUUGUAAUAUAUAUAUAAUCGUAAACUUACUCGAUACUUUCAUCGAUAUCAAUUGGAUUCCAAAUGUUUAAAAAAAAAAGAAGAAUAAUAAUUUAGUUUAAUACUUUUGUAUAGAGAAGAGUGUGAGGUAUUUUAUAUAUAGAUUUAUAUAUAAUUAAAAAUGUUACUACUUUAAGCUUAACUUAGAGAUUGUAUAAAAAAAAAAUUACAUACACAAAAAAAAAAACAUUUCAAAAUAUUGUCUUGAAAAUAUUGUCUUGAAAAUAUUGUCUCAAGAUGUCCAUCAUUGUGCUUUACGAUAUUGUAUUUAAAUGACGUAUAGAGUUAAUCUUACGUAUACAAUACAUUCUCGUGGAGAUUAUUUUUGUUAAAAAAAAAAAAAAAAAAAAUAUGAAAAAUAUAUUUUACAUGCUUCAUAUUGAUGCAGAAAAAGUGUCGUUAUUGAACAUUUUUAACUUAUAAACCAUUUUUGUAAUUACAUUUUUUAUUUUAUUUACCAAAGAAAAAAAAAUGUUUCUCCUUUUUCCGACGUAUAAUUUAAAAUAUGAAUUUUGUAAAUUAAUUAUUAAUUUAUAACAAAUCGUAUUCAAAUAAAGUCAAAAAAUUAUUCUCGAUAAUCAUUCAAUUUGUCUGAUUUUGAGUAGUAAUUAUUUAUUAUUAUUAAUAAAUAAAAAUAAUUGUAAUUUUUUUAAAAUGAAUAAAUCAAUGAUAAUUUAGAAUAAUUUUUUGAUUUUAUAUUUGUAAAAAUUAGGAAAAUAGUGAAUGAAAUUUUAAAAAUUUUCAAUUCUAAACUGCUUUGUUAAUUGUCGAUUAUCAAUAAUUGUAUAUUUUAUUAGUUGGCAUUCAGCCAGAGGGAUGCAACAGUUGUUGAAAAGUUGAAUUCGCAUAUCGCGAAGGUAUUUUCAUUGAGUUUACUCUCCUCCUUUUUUUUACACGGGGAAGUCGCGAUUCAUUCAUUUCUUUGCUUAUCAAUAUAUAGUCAACUCUCUAGUUACUCCUGAAAGAAAAACCAAUUUUUUUAAUUUCCAACUUUUAUAUAUAUAUUUUUUUUAUUAUUGGAAAAUUUUUAUAUUAACAUUUUCAGUGAUAUGUUAAUUAUUAAAAAAUUUUAAUUUUUGAAAAUCAAAAUUCUUGAAAUUCGUCUAAUUUAAAAAAAAAAAAAAAUUACAUUGGAAAAUGAUUUCUUAAAAAAAUUAACAAAAAUCUACUUUAAUUUAUAGUUAAUAAAAAUCCUUUUUUCGAAAGCAAAUUUAUUGGAUUUUCUCAAUGGAGUGUAAUGUGACUAUCUCUAGGUCUAGGAAAUCUGCUUUGAUCGUUAGAGCAAGUAUAUAAGGAAACACCCUCUUUCGACUCUGCGGUCGUCGAUCGAUUGCGGGCUAGCUAGAAAGCGUUUGAGAAUUCAAAAGUUGAACAUUUCAAAGUUCAAGAAUCAAAAAAUUGGAAAUUUACACUUUUUUCAAUAUUGCUAUAAUAGUUACGAAUUUUUAAUUUUUUUCUCGACAGUCUAGUGAAUAAUAUUUGCAAUAUUUUCUAAUUUCAAAAAAAAAAAAAAAUAAAUAAAAAAGAGAAAAACGGUAGCAAAAAUAGAGUAUUAAAACAAAUCAUCUCAGAGACACAAUGUGUGCACUUUUAUUAUCGGAUUUAUGUACCGAGUAUACUCGUUUUUCUCAGAAUUGUAUAGUGCAAUUGUUUUUAAAAAAAAAAAACACCUCUCUGCGCCUCCCAACAUUAUAUUUCUUUGAAGGUGAAUGGUAAACUCAUGUAAACUGAACACGUCGAGCAUGAAAGUUAAGAGAAGGGGGUUGAUUGUAUAAUGCCAACUUAAAGUGAAGGGCACAACUUUUGACCUUUCGCCCCUGGUUACUUUGUAAUAAUCUCCCCCCUCCCCUCUCAUCAUCUAUUUUCUUAAAUUCUCUUUAAAAGAAUUUUUUUUUUCUGUAAUUUUUAAAAAAUAUUUCACAAAAAAAAAGUAAUUCUUUUUUAUUUUCAAUUUAUAGUACAUUAUUCUUGUAGUAUAGAAUAGAAAUAUUGUAAAUAAAUAUUUUUCAACUUACAUUUAAGUGUUAGUUAAAUAAAUAUAUUUUAAAGAAAGAAAAAAAAAUGAUCCUAACCUCAAAUAUGAAAAAUAUACUUGGAUAAAAAAAAGAGAUUUUUUUUUAUAACCUUAUUGUAUGUGGAUAUGUCAACAAAUGAUAUGUGUGAAAAGAGGGGGCAUGUGAUUUUGAUAACACGAACCUGGUCAGUGGUGAUCAACUGGUUGACGAUUCAUAAUCUAGUGUUGAUGCCGGACCAAACCCGAAGGCAUAUAUAAUGGGCAGUGAGUUCAGUGCUAAUUUCGCGGUGUUUCAAUGAAGACGAGAAAAGCAACGGUGUGAUCUUUGUGCUCUCUUUUUUAAAAAAAAAAAAAAAACUAUAUACAACACUUCUCGUCUUAACAAUUAUAUUGUGCUGAAAAAAAACUAUUAAAAAAAUAUAGUUGUGUAUGUGUGUGCUGUGGAACGCUCUUCUAAAUAAGCUACUCACUACAAUGUGAGAGAGAAAGUGACAAGAUUUAUUUUAUGCACUUAAAAAAUUCCCUUGUGAAAAUAAGAAAAUUAGAGGAUAAUAAAAGAAAAAAAAAAGCCAAGAGAGGUGUCUGCAAUUUUGUUAGA